CCUAACCUGCAGGCGUUUGAAAGUGUUCCAACAGUUUUACGCCCUUACUAUCAGUCAAUGUUGGGUGUGCCAUAAUGCCAUUGCCUUGCAGAAAUGGCAAUAUGAGCCAACACCUUAUAACCAUUCUUGACCAAUGCAAAUGCAUGCUUGAGCUAAAGAAAAUUCAUGCUCUCCUGACCACUAUUGGCUUCUCCCAAGACUACCCUUUUGUAUCAAAAGUUCUUUCUUUGUCUGCACUUUCUGAUUGGGGUGACAUCGAGUACUCAUACAGGGUAUUUUCACAACUUUCCAGUCCGAGAACUUUUUAUUGGAACACAAUUAUAAGGGGUUACUCAAAUAGCAAAAACCCGAAUCCGUCCAUCUCAGUUUUUGUCAAAAUGCUGCGGGCUGGGGUCUCACCAGAUUAUUUGACGUACCCUUUUCUGCUGAAGGCGUCAUCACGCCUUUUGAAGCAGGAACUUGGGGCGGCGGUGCAUGCCCAUGUCGUGAAAACUGGCUUUGAGUCUGAUAGGUUUAUUCAGAAUUCUUUGAUUCAUAUGUAUGCUUCUUGUGGGUAUGUCGUGUAUGCACGUGCGGUAUUUGAUGGAAUGCUGGCAAGAAACUUAGUUUCUUGGAAUGCAAUGUUGGAUGGGUAUUCCAAGUGUGGGGUUAUGAAAUCAGCGAGGGAAGUGUUUGAAUUGAUGCCGGAGCGGGAUGUUGUGUCGUGGAGCUCUUUGAUUGAUGGGUAUGUCAAGAUUGGGGAAUACGGGGAGGCUAUAGCUAAGUUUGAAAAAAUGUGUGCUGCUGGGCCCAAGGCCAAUGAAGUGACUAUGGUCAGUGUUUUGGGUGCUUGUGCCCACUUAGGUGCACUUGAGAAGGGGAGGAUGAUGCACCAGUACGUUGUUGAUAAUGGUCUGCCUUUGGCCUUAGCCUUGCUGACUUCUCUUGUGGACAUGUAUGCUAAAUGUGGGGCGAUAGAGGAGGCUUUGGCUGUCUUCCGUGGGGUUCCAAUGGGUCGAACUGAUGUGCUGAUUUGGAAUGCCAUUGUUGGAGGGCUUGCAACGCAUGGAUCGGUCAAAGAUUCCCUUGAAUUGUUCUCAGAAAUGCAGCGUGUUGGGAUCACCCCGGAUGAGAUCACAUACUUGUGCCUGUUAACUGCCUGUGCUCAUGGAGGAUUAGUAAAGGAAGCUUGGCAUUUCUUUGAGUGCCUUUGUAAAGAUGGCAUGAGACCUAAGAGUGAGCACUAUGCUUGCAUGGUAAAUGUGCUGGCACGUGCAGGUCAAGUAACCGAGGCAUAUCAAUUUAUAAGUCAAAUGCCCAUGGAGCCAACGGCUUCAAUGUUAGGUGCUCUGCUUAGUGGAUGUAUGAGCCAUAACAAAUUAGAUCUUGCAGAAAUAGUUGGAAGGAAACUUAUUGAAUUGGAGCCUGAUCAUGAUGGUAGAUAUAUUGGCCUUUCAAAUAUUUAUGCAGUUGAGAAGCGCUGGGAUGAUGCAAGAACCAUGAGAGAAGCUAUGGAGAGGAGGGGGGUGAAGAAGUCUCCUGGGUUUAGUUUUGUGGAAAUAUUUGGAAACCUCCAUAGGUUCAUAGCUCAGGAUAAAACACAUCCUGACUCGGAACAAAUUUAUGCAAUGCUUAAGUUUAUUAUACGCCAAAUUAAAUAUCAUACCGAUUAUGAAGAUCAAGAAUAUUGUUUGUAGGAUAUGAUAUAUGUCUGCACGGAUCCAAUGAAUUUUAUGGAAGUUCACAGCAAUUGAGAGGAUUGAAUAAUUCCUUAGAAUCUUAUAUGGGUCAGUGAAAAGAAUGAUUAAAAUUUGGUAGUUAAAAGGAUUUGGCAUAUGAUGCUUUGAGUGAAAGGUUAUUCUGCUCUCAAGUUCAGAUUUGCAAGGGGUAGCAGAGAAUACUAAAUGAAGCAUUUUUACCUCACUUGAUUUGCUGUCCCUCAUUCUUUUAAAGACGAUGCUCCCUUUUUUUUGGCCUUCGCUCAAGAAACUUACAUAAUACACCAAUUAUCUACUUAGGUACUUCAGUGAAUAAUGUAGCUGCAGUUUAUACCAAAUAUAUCAUAUAAGACACAACCGCACACUUCUUUUAAGAAAUAUUCUUUUAUUCCAGAUCAUCUCUUUGUUUUGUCAAAUCAUCAGAGGGAGUCACCAAGCACGAUGGGAUUCCACGACUGGCAUUGCAUAUAUUUGGAUAAUAUUGGGUGAACAGAAUAGUGCAUUUGCUGAAAAAAUUUUAGCCUCAUAACUGUUAGAUAAGAUCAAUCUGUGCUAUCCCUCCUGUAGCAGAUGCUCAUGUUGGCUCUAAAGCUGUUUAACACAGGUGACAUAAGGGUUGUCAGCUUUUGAUGGGUAGCAAGUUACCUUCCGAGGCAGAUGUAGGGUUUGUAGCAGAGACGAACCCAGGGGGCUUAGGCCCCCCACCCCCAUCCACUAGUUGGUAAAAUGCUUUACAUAGCACUACAUUGUGCAGAAGACACGAACUUAAAGUUAACAGGCCAUCAUACUGAAGGUGCCAGCUGUUCAAAGACUUGAAAGCUACAUAUCCUGUGAGAUUAUAUGACCUGUAUGGCACUGUGAAUUGCAGAAAAUGGACAUUUUAUCUUGAAGAAUGUUCUGUCACAUGCAGGCCUUAGUUGACAAAACUAGCCUAUAAUUCGAUGGCUGGCAUAUCUAGCAGUUUUGUAGAUGAUGAUAAGAUUUAUAUAUGAUGAUGAUGUUGUAGAAAUAAUGAUAAUAAUGUUGAUG
This is a messenger RNA of Juglans regia (Persian walnut), 2726 nucleotides long. Its product is annotated as pentatricopeptide repeat-containing protein At5g08305. The transcript is spliced from 4 exons. Gene Ontology annotation, biological process: RNA modification. NCBI's taxonomy places the organism in Eukaryota, Viridiplantae, Streptophyta, Magnoliopsida, Fagales, Juglandaceae. Gene Ontology annotation, molecular function: protein binding; RNA binding. The coding region runs from base 75 to 1676 and encodes 533 amino acids. The record is from RefSeq and is a predicted model, not a curated record.